AUGCCUCCAUUUAAGGGUCGAUUAAUUACCUUCCAUGAGGAUCCUCAACUCAUCAAUAUCACAUCGACCACUCUUCAUGACAAAGUCCAAGAAAUUAUGCGUAUGCCAUGGGGUAUGAGCACCAACUUUUACAAGGUGUUUGAAAUGAUUCUCAACGAGGCAAAGAAGAACAAACUUACUCAAGAAGAAAUGCCAACCACGAUUUAUGUUAUUAGUGACAUGCAGUUUGAUAGUGCAGCAGGAUCAAGCAUGGCUAACUUUGAUUACAUGAAGAAUUUGUACAAGCAAUCUGGUUAUGACAUUCCAAGAAUUGUCUUUUGGAACGUGAAUGGUAGUUCUAGAGAUUUUGUCUCCAAUGACGCCCAUGAACAAGGAGUAGCCAUGAUUGGUGGAUUCUCACCAAGCAUCAUGAAGGCAGUGUUGGAAGGUGAGGACUUUUCACCACUUGGCAUCAUGAAGAAGGCCAUUGAUGAUAAGAGAUAUGAGAAGAUCAGAUUGGCCUCUUCACCUCAACAAGAGUAA
Molecule: messenger RNA, 522 nt
Organism: Naegleria fowleri
Lineage: Eukaryota; Heterolobosea; Eutetramitea; Acrasida; Naegleriidae
Exons: 1
Coding region: 1-522 (173 amino acids)
Source: RefSeq, a predicted model, not a curated record